AUGACGGAGGCCUGGUCCCCGUGCGAAACCGUGCCCGCGAGCCUGGUGGCCCAGUGCUGCGGGUGGCUCGCCGGCCACACGCACCAGUUCGACUCGUUGGCGGGUCUGCCCACGGACCUGCGCGAGACAGUCCUGCGCUGCCUGGCCCAGCGCGAGCUCCUCGACGACCGCACCUUCGGCCUCCUCUUCUCCCCUCAGGGUGCGGGGUUUGGUAGAUUGCGGCUGGCGGGCAACGGCGUGAGCGACGCCGGGCUGUGCCGCUUUCUGGACGAAUGCCACGACUCGCUCGCUGAGCUGACCAUCACGAGCUGCCCGCGGAUAUCGGGCCUCUCGCUACAGCGCGUGGGGCAGCUGUGCACCGGCCUGCGCUCGCUGCACAUCAGCGACCCCGGCCCGCUCGUUGACGAGCCCGCCAUCGCCAGCCUCUUCCCCUCUUCUUCUUCUCGAGACGAGGGCGGACACACCGGGCAUGGUGGCACUCUGCGUUCGUUGGUGCUGGAUGCGUGCGGGGAGAGGCUCCAAGACGCUUCCCUCGUGCGCAUGGCGCAGUUGUGGUCCGGCCUGUGCGCCCUCCGACUCUCCGAAUGCCCGGACCUGUCUGAUGCAUUUGUCUACGCGUCGGCGCCGAUUCUGUCGGGUUCGCUCACCUCACUCGAACUGAGUGGGUGCUCUUACCUCUCCGACCUUUCCCUGCGCGCCCUCGUACGAAUCCCCUCAUUUCCUGUCCUCCUCGCCGAGACCCCGAACCUCAUUGCCGUGAGACGUACGAAGCAUUUGACCAACUUGGCAACACUGAAGUUGAACCAAAACCCCAGCAUCACCCACAAGGGGCUCGCUCACAUUGCCACGUAA
Molecule: messenger RNA, 852 nt
Organism: Acanthamoeba castellanii str. Neff
Lineage: Eukaryota; Discosea; Longamoebia; Acanthamoebidae
Exons: 6
Coding region: 1-852 (283 amino acids)
Biological process (GO): SCF-dependent proteasomal ubiquitin-dependent protein catabolic process
Cellular component (GO): SCF ubiquitin ligase complex
Source: RefSeq, a predicted model, not a curated record